AUGGAUUUCUAUAGAGACUCUACCUGGGUACUCGAGUAUCUAGAAAAGGAAAAUGCUAAGGAUAAGAUUUCUGGUUCAUUACAAGGUUUGGUUUUGAAAAGCUGUAAGAAAUAUAAAGUUAAAUCCAAUCCAAGACAUGUAUACGCUGCUGUUUCUUCAUGUUGGAAAGUUAAGCCUUAUUUGGAGAAGGUUAUGAAACGUUCAGGGAUAUUAGAUGAUAUCCCAAAUAAGAAAGGUAAACCACAAUUUGAAAGAUUGACUUUACUUUUAUUGUGCCAUGAUUUACUUUUAUCGAAGAGUAAAAGAAUUCAAAUGGGUAAACAUCCUAUUAAGACUUACAUUUUGAAAUAUAAGACCAGAUUACAUAGUGAAUUAGUCAAAUUAAAAUUGAAAUUAAAGGUUAGAGAUUUAUCUGAAUUAAUUGAAGAUGAAAACUCUAAUGAUGAUAUAACUCCUGUAAGAUGGAUACGUAUUAAUCCAAUUAGAGCUCAAUAUGAUAAAGGUUUAGAACCCAUUAUGAAUGAAUUAAAUAAAAAAUUUCCUACUAGAGUCAACCAUUGGUCUGAUAUUGUUCCAGGUACAAUUUAUCAUGAUGAUUAUAUUCCAAAUUUAUUUGGUGUUCAUACAAAGGAUAAAAUUACAUCCCAUGAACUAUAUAAAACUGGUAAAGUUAUUAUUCAAGAUAGAGCUUCAUGCUUCCCUGCUCAUAUUUUAAAUCCUGGAAAGAAUGAUAUUGUAAUCGAUGCGUGUGCAGCUCCUGGUAACAAAACUACUCAUACGGCUUCAUAUAUUCUUGGUGGUCCUAAGAAAGAUCAAACUACUCAAAUUUAUGCAUUUGAGAAAGAUCCUGAAAGAGCUAAAAUUUUACAACAUAUGAUUAAGGUUGCUGGUUGUUCGAAUACUAUUCAAGUCAAUGUAGGUGAUUUUACCAAAAUUGCUACUCCAGAAAAGUUUCGCAAUGUAACAGGUUUUAUUGUAGACCCAAGUUGUUCCGGUAGUGGUAUUUUUGGACGUAAAUAUGUGGAUUCAAUUAAUAAGAAGAAACAAGAGUCCAGUGGUGACAAUGGUAACCAGGAUGAUGAAGAUGCGGUGCCUGAUGAACAAGAAGAAGAAUUUGAUUUGAAAAGGGACGAUUUAAAGACACGGUUAUCCAAGUUGGCCUCAUUCCAAUUUCAAGUAGUUAAACAUGCUAUGUCUUUCCCAAAAGCCAAAAAGAUCGUUUACAGUACAUGUUCUAUCCAUGCAGAAGAAAAUGAAGGCGUUGUCAUCGAUUUGCUGUUAGAUAAGAAAGUCCAAGAAUGGGGUUGGAAGGUCGCUCCUAGAUCAGAAGUCAUUCCAACUUGGCCAAGAAGAGGAUUCCAAGCUGAAUUUAGUAAAGUAUUUAGAGAUGAAGAUGAAAAAUGUCAAGAAUUAGCAGAUGGAUGCAUAAGAGUUUUACCAAAAGAAGAUGGUGGUAUUGGAUUUUUUGCUGUUUGCUUCGAAAGAAAUUAG
Messenger RNA from Vanderwaltozyma polyspora DSM 70294, 1491 nucleotides. It is a transcript of the gene RCM1, whose product is annotated as rRNA (cytosine-C5-)-methyltransferase RCM1. Gene Ontology annotation, molecular function: methyltransferase activity. Bases 1 to 1491 code for a protein of 496 amino acids. Gene Ontology annotation, cellular component: nucleolus. Gene Ontology annotation, biological process: rRNA base methylation. The record is from RefSeq and is a predicted model, not a curated record. NCBI's taxonomy places the organism in Eukaryota, Fungi, Ascomycota, Saccharomycetes, Saccharomycetales, Saccharomycetaceae. The transcript has a single exon.